GGACUCAUCUGCUAAGCAAAUCCGAACUUGUGCAUUUUCAUUCUCAUUUGCCUUUAGGGUUUCAGAUUUUCAUAUUUUUAGCUUUACCUCCCUUCCACAAUCAAUUCCCUUUACCUACAUUCUCUAUCUUCUUUUUUUUUUCUCCUAAUUUUAUCAACUUAUUCUCAAUUACUCCAGUUUCUCGUUUGAUUAAAGGCACCUGGGAAUGCUGAAAUAUGUGUAUGCAAGUCGAGCCUUUCUUCUCUGAGGUUGAUGAUGAGGCUAUUCACCCAUCGUGGAUGCGCUCUUACGCGCUUCAUGAAAUUGAUUAUUUAAUUCGUCAACCAUACAGAUUGGGACGCCACAUAAUCACUGCAUCCUGCAAUACAAGGGAACUUGUAUUCAAGCAUAGUGAUAGCGAAGAUGGUUGAGUUUAUAUCUAAAUAUUAGUUGACUGAUUGUUUUGUCCAGUGGUAGUAGCUGUUACUAUUUUGUUUUAGUGAAGUACAUUUGUCAUGGAGAACAAAGGGGCUAUCUUGAUGGAACGUUAUGAAUUAGGAAGGCUGCUGGGGCAGGGGACCUUUGCCAAGGUUUACUAUGCUAGAGACAUUAAAAGUGGCAUGAGUGUGGCUAUUAAAAUUAUUGACAAAGAAAAGAUCUUGAAGGUUGGAAUGAUUGAUCAAAUCAAGAGGGAAAUCUCUGUCAUGAGAUUAAUUAAGCAUCCCAACGUCGUUGAGCUUUAUGAGGUUAUGGCAAGUAAAACCAAGAUUUACUUUGUCAUGGAAUAUGUCAAAGGUGGCGAGCUAUUCAACAAGGUAUCCAAAGGAAAGCUUAAAGAAUCUGUUGCACGGAAAUAUUUUUGGCAGCUGAUCAGUGCUGUUGAUUAUUGCCAUAGUCGAGGGGUAUGCCAUAGAGAUUUGAAACCGGAAAAUUUAUUAUUGGAUGAACAUGGUAAUCUGAAGGUUUCUGAUUUUGGGUUGAGUGCUCUUGCUGAAUCUAAACGCCAAGAUGGACUGCUCCAUACUACUUGUGGAACCCCUGCUUAUGUCGCACCAGAAGUCAUUAACAGGAGAGGUUAUGAUGGAUGCAAAGCUGAUAUUUGGUCGUGUGGAGUGAUUUUAUAUGUUUUAUUGGCCGGUUAUCUCCCUUUUCAUGAUCCUAAUCUAAUGGAAAUGUAUAAGAAGAUUGGAAAAGGAGAAUUUAAAUUUCCCAACUGGUUUGCACCAGAAGUGCGCAAGCUGUUGUCAAAGAUAUUAGAUCCUAACCCAAAUACCAGGAUAUCAAUUGCCAAAAUAAUGGGAAGUUCUUGGUUAAGGAGGGAGUUCAAUGUGAAAGCACAAGUUAAUGCAGCAGAGGAAGUGAAAGAAGGGGAUCCUUUGGAUGUUGAUGCAGUUUUUGUGUCAGCAGCCGAUGACAGAGACUCUGUUAAAGAUCAGAAGCCAGAAAUGGAAAAGCCAUUGAAUUUAAAUGCUUUCGACAUCAUUUCCUUGUCAUCAGGUUUUGAUUUGUCAGGACUAUUCGAGGAGGCUGAUCUAAAGAAAGAAGUGAGAUUCACAUCAAACAAGCCUGCUUCCAUGAUCAUCUCAAAACUGCAAGACAUUGCAAAGUGCCUGAAAUUGAAAAUCAAGAAGAAAGACAGAGGCCUACUGAAGAUUGAAGGGUGUAAUGAAGGUCGAAAAGGUGCCGUAUGUAUUGAUGCAGAGAUUUUUGAAGUUACCCCAUCAUUCCAUAUCGUGGAAAUGAAGAAGUCAAACGGAGAUACAUUGGAAUAUCGCAAGAUAAUGAAAGAUAAUAUAAGACCUGCUCUGAAGGACGUUGUGUGGACCUGGCAAGGCGAACACGAACAGCAACCAAGACAGCUAUUACAAGCAGAACAACAAGGACAUGAAACUCAACAACAAUCUCCUAGUGAUUCAUUAUAAUAACACAGGACUGGUGGAGGCGUCUUCCUAGAGUAUGAGGUACCAUAUUCUCAGCCCUAUCUUUUGUGUGUUAUGGAACAGCCUAUAUAGGAGACAUUUUGUAAUAAUAAUAUGUUAUUUGUUGAUAUUAUUAUGUCUGAAGACAUAUUGAUUUAUUUUUGUGUUUUAA
Messenger RNA from Cucumis melo (muskmelon), 2070 nucleotides. Its product is annotated as CBL-interacting protein kinase 2. Bases 495 to 1901 code for a protein of 468 amino acids. The transcript has 2 exons. Gene Ontology annotation, biological process: protein phosphorylation; signal transduction. Gene Ontology annotation, molecular function: ATP binding; protein kinase activity. Lineage: Eukaryota; Viridiplantae; Streptophyta; Magnoliopsida; Cucurbitales; Cucurbitaceae. The record is from RefSeq and is a predicted model, not a curated record.